Messenger RNA from Trichogramma pretiosum, 3562 nucleotides. RefSeq names its product podocan (gene Gp150). NCBI's taxonomy places the organism in Eukaryota, Metazoa, Arthropoda, Insecta, Hymenoptera, Trichogrammatidae. The transcript has 6 exons. Gene Ontology annotation, molecular function: protein binding. The record is from RefSeq and is a predicted model, not a curated record. The coding region runs from base 405 to 3209 and encodes 934 amino acids.
GAUCUACAGUCAGUCUUGCCUCGACAUCCGCGACGAGGGCCUCGCGUUAACGCCCGUCUACGUUAUUAUACAAAAAUAUAAUCUCGCGCGCGCGUGUGGAUUAUAAACGUCUAUUGCGCAGAGUGACGAUAAUUUCGCGUGUGUUUGUAUAGUGGCGUCUCUCGCAACGGUGCACAGGUGCCGCUGCAAUUAGUGCGAGUGCGAUUGUGUGCGUGUGUGUGUCGUGCAUGUGUCACUACUAUAUUGUGUACGUGUAUCAUUAUUAUCAAAGCAUCGUCAAAUAUAUAGUGUGACGCGAGCGAGUCUGAAAAAUCGCCAGUCAGAGUUUCGUGCGUGUGUCGCCGCACUCGCAUAUUAAUAUUGCCUCGAGUUGAGAAGUGAGAGACAAUUAAACCAGCCGCACGAUGAAGGCAGCUCUGCUGCUGUGCUUUAUGCUGGCGGCCGUGUCGGCGUCGAUUGUGCCGACGUCAUCGCCGUCGAGCACGCAAGAUACACCCACGUCCACGAGCAAACCGUCCACCACGGCCAGGAGCCGACCCAAUGAUUUGGCCGCGUCGCACGUCUACUACAAGGCCAAGACGCUGACCGGCAGCACCGACUCUGAGCUCUCGGCCAUGCUCAGCGUCGACUCCAAGGAGCUGCUCGUCGACAGGCUGCCCUCCGGCGACGAGGAGACCAAUAACGAAAAGUUGGUCCAAGAGGAGCUCGCCAAGGCCAUCAAGGCUCAAGCCUCGAAGAAGACUCUCCGACCGAUUUCACCCAGUAAAGUCAGUCCGAAGCCUUCGGUCAGCAAGGGUCUCUACGACACCGGCGACAUGGUCUUCAACGACGAGAUCGACGCCGGUGACGACGACGACGACGAAGACGUUUACGAGGACGACGACGACGACGACGACGAGGACGACGACGACGAGGAUGACGACGACGACGAAGACGACGACGAUGACGACAUCAUCGACGACGAGGAAGUCAUGACCGGUUGUCCGGAUUAUUGUCGCUGCGCCGGACAGUACCCUGCGGCUACGACUGCCAGAUGCCGCAAGCUUCAAGACGACCAGAGCUUCGGCUCCGGAAUCGCCCAUCUGAAGAUCGAGAACGCCGGCAACAUUCGUCUCGGGCCCUACGCCCUUCGCCGUCUGGGUCUGCGCCAGCUCGAGUCGAUCAGCAUCGUCGACACGAAGAUCGUCGAGCUCGAUCGCACGGCCUUCGACGGUCUGGGCGAAUUAUUCGUCGUCAAUCUGACCAACAACGGCCUGACCUACGUCCACCCUGACACCUUCCAGAACAACUCCCAGCUCAGUCUGCUCACCAUCGCCGGCAAUCCGCUGUUCAGUGAGCGUCAUCGCAACAAGGGCGCCGUCGUCAACAGCAAAGACUAUCUGCUGGAUGCUCCGAGCGUCACCGAGCUCGACUUCUCCGAAAAUCAGUUGACUCGUCUGCCCAAACGCGCCUUCGCCAAGAUGACCAAUCUGGCCUACAUCAAUCUCAAGAACAAUCGUCUCGAGAACUUGGACAAGGAUCUGUUCGCGCCUCUGGACGAGCUCGUCGAACUCGACCUGUCGCACAACUCGCUCUCGCAGCUGCCGGCCUCCCUCUUCAAGGACAAAAAUCUCCUGACCCUGCGCAUAUCCGGCAACGCUUUGAGAAGCCUCAAGUCGAUCAAGGCUGCAAAACUCGUCACCCUGGACGCUUCGGCCAAUCGCCUCGACUCCAUCGCCAAGGAGGAUCUCGCCGGUGUGCCGUCGCUCGAGCAGCUCUACCUCCGCGCCAACAAUCUCAAGAGCAUCCAUCAGCACGCCUUCUCGGAUCUCGAUCAGCUCACCUAUCUCGACCUGACCAAUAAUAAUCUGGAUGUGCUCGACGAGCAUCACUUCCGCGCCAACUCGAGACUUCAGGUACUUUUGCUCAGCGACAAUCCCGAGCUCAAGAGUCUGCCCAUCUUCCGUACCAAUUCCCAGGAAUUCGAGAGAUACAGCAUCUACCGCUUCGAGUGCGAGAACUGCGGCCUCACCUACAUCGAGCCGGGCACUUUCGACGCCAUGGCCGCCAUGACCCGUCUGAAUCUCGCCCACAACAAGCUCACCGGCCUGCCCAUCGGCCUUCUCCGCUCGCUCUCGGCCCUGCGCGAGCUCGACCUCUCGACGAAUCGCCUCGAGAAGCUCGAGGACGCCACCUUCGAAGGCGCCACCUCGCUCACCAAGCUCUCCAUCGCCACCAACCCAUUCCACACUGGACUGCGAGUCACUCCCUUCCUGAGGACGCCCAACCUGAUGAAGCUCGACGCCAGCUUCUGCCAGAUGAAUCGCAUCUGGAGCGAGACCCGCAUGCCCAUUAAGAGCCUCAAGUUCCUCUCGGUGCACGGCAAUCGUCUGACCCGCGUUACCGUCGAGGAGCUGCGCGUCAUGCCGAAUCUCUCCGGCCUCGAUCUGUCGAGGAAUCCGCUGAGAUGCGACGAGGAUUUGAGCGCCGCCGUUCAGUGGCUCAGCGACAACAACGUCACCCCCAGCGAGUCAACUCGCUCGCUCGGCUCGAAGCGCGACAGCGACGACUACGACAGUCAGCCCGCCGAGCAAUUCAACCAGUGGAGCGAUCUGGCCAAGAAGCGCUGCGACUCCUGGGAGGGUGGCCCGCCCCCCUCGAGGAGCAAGCCCAUCAAGGGGUCCAAGGCCAAGAAGGUCCAACAACCGCAGCAGCAGUCGUCCACCAAGGCUCCUCAGGACAGUCUUGAGUUUACCAUUGGUGGUGGACCUGCCUUCAAGUUCGACCUUGGUCGCGUCGACCCGAGCCGCGAGUACACGUGGGAUGUGGGCAGCAACAGCAUGAACGACGAGAUCGACUCCUCCUGGGACAGCCAGGACAAGGACGAGUACGACCAGAUCAGCUCUGUCAGCGAGGACAACGACUGGUAUCGCGACAUGAUCUGGCAGGUGGCCGUCCUGUUCGGCGCCCUGACCGUCGCCCUCCUCGUCGUCCAGCUGGCUCUCUGCCUGUGGAAGCGUCGCGGCGGCAGCAGUCGCGGUCCGGUGCUGCGCUCGUCCAUGAUACUGAGACCCGGCAUGAUGGACACGAAGAACUGCGGCCUCGUGUACAAGCCACUCGAGGAGAAAAUCGCCAGCACGCCGACCCACCAUCACGCCGCCCCCAAGAGGCACAACUUCUACUCCAGCAGCACGUUCCAUUACGAUAAAAUCGUCCCCGAGAGCGUGUAAAUCCUAUAGGGAUCGUUGAUUUUUCUUUCAAUCAAGGGUGUUGAAAUUGCCUAGGAUUUUCAGUCAAUUUUUAGAGAGAAGAGAGAUAUCGCGUAUAGAUUUAACAACUUGUGUGAACUGCGAUAAAAAUAAUGUCAAGCGGAGAAAACAGAGAUGUUUCGAAGAGGAAAAAAAAAGAUAGUCUUGAUAUAAUAAGUAAGCUCGUUCCGACAAUAAAAUUUAUACUAUAUACUUGUAGCCAUAUGUACAGCUUGUGCAUUUAAGUCUGCACACCCUCAAAAAUACACAAAAUAUUUUUGUAUGGAAACGUGUGCUGGAAAAAAAAGAAAGGGGAAUUGUCCAAGUGCAACUGC